Messenger RNA from Pseudopodoces humilis (Tibetan ground-tit), 2775 nucleotides. It is a transcript of the gene ATRIP, whose product is annotated as ATR interacting protein. Gene Ontology annotation, biological process: DNA repair; DNA damage checkpoint signaling. NCBI's taxonomy places the organism in Eukaryota, Metazoa, Chordata, Aves, Passeriformes, Paridae. The record is from RefSeq and is a predicted model, not a curated record.
AUGGCGGCGCUGCCCGGGCCGCGCAAGCGGAGCGGCCCCGCGCUCUGCGGGGAGAGCAGCGCUGCGGCCGCCCCGCCGGCGCUGCGGAACGGCCUUCCCCCGCACAAGCGCCCCAAGAGCGCCGUGACCGGGAUCGUGGACCCCUUCGGGGAUAGUGAUGACUUCACGGCGGACGACCUGGAGCAGAUCGAUAUCCUGGCCUCGCAGGCGCUGUCGCAGGAUCUGCCCGCGGGACACGCAUGGGGAGCCCCGGAGCUGGCCCGGGGCGAGCGGCAAGCAGGAAGCAGAACAGAAGAUGGUCUGAUGAGAGAUGCAUUCCAGUUUGAAGUGCUGCAGACACAGCACGAAGAAGUCAAACAGAAGCUGAAAGAAAUGCAGGAUGAAAUUCUCACUAAAAAUGGAGAAAUUAAAAUUCUGCGUGACUCAAUGCAGCAGAUGGAGUAUGCUAUGGAGGAACAGAAAAGAUCAUACCUACUACUGGAACAGCAAAAAUCUCAGAUUUUAAAUGAAAAAGAAAAAGAGUUCUCCAAAAAGUUACAGUCGUUGCAUUCCGAGCUGCAGUUCAAGGAUGCAGAAAUGAAUGAAUUAAGAACACGACUUCAGAACUGUGAAAGAAAUAAACACCUUUCUCAGGCAGUUCCAACAACAAGCCCUAAAAAGAAUCUUGUGGUACAAGUGAAAUCAGAUGGAUGUUCUCCACAGCCAGGAAGAAGAUCUUUUCCUACAAAGGAAUCCUUCAACGCUGAAAUGUCCACUAGGCCAUCAUGUUCUUCAGGAAAUUUGAUGGCCCUGACUACUUCAAUCAAAGAAGACAGGAAGAUAACCCAUCCUGAAGUUUCAUCCCUGCAGCAGCACAGAGCAACAGGAAAAAACACUUCCUACAACUCAGUCCCCAAACGAAAUACACAAGGUUCUAUCUUGCUGAAUGCACUGAUGAAGCAGCCCAUUAUCCCUGGGACAUUUUUAGGACUCUGCCACCUUCUCAGUAGCAACUCUGAGCCUCUACCUGGAGCUGUGUUGCCGCCCAACUCUGUGGAUACGAAGCCCAUACAACUCCCCAGCAGCAAGACAACUCAAGAAGGAAUCACUCCUCUUGUAUCCCUGCAAGAAGCUCAAAAACUGGCAAUAACAGGACUGAACUUGAUUGCUCUGGAUGAAGGAUUAUCUGAGGAAAGCCCAGCAGAAGGCCAGGGAGGGCUCCUGCCCCUCACACAGAGCAGGAUCCGAGGUGCUGUGCAUCUCCUGCCCUUGCUGGAGCACCACAUUGGUGCUUUCUGCCGAGCAGAGCAGCUCGGGGACACACCAGGGAAUGGAGCUUGUGGGAGCCAUUCAACUGCUGCUUCCAGAGCCAGCACAAACACCGUGUCAAGCAAGGAGGACUUCAGGUUGUCCCUUGAAGAAACUACUCUUGUAUCACUGGGGAUCCUUUAUUAUUUGGUGUUCUACAGCUGGGAUGUUGUCCACACAUUGCUGUCUGCUGAAAGGGAAAAAAGUUCUGCUGCUGAAGAUGAACAGGUUUCCAAGAUGGACAAAAAUGUGUUGUGUGAUAAUCAGUCUGUUAAUAAAGAAGAGAGCAGAACACAAGGUGGGCUGCUUGCUCCACAGGAUCCUCACAAUACUGAUGGAGCUCAACAUUCUUUGUUUAAAAAGCUGCUUCAGAUUCUAGCCUUUUCUGCUGCAAGGGGCUCCCAGACUGACAAUAUCCUGAGCCAAAGCCUAAAGGUUUUGAUGAAAUUAGCUGAAAAUUCAACUAUGGACUUGUUAAUAAAUUUCCAGCACUUACUGAGUAGCCAGGUACUGCAGCGCUGUCUGUGUCCCGAGACCCCUUUGCCUGCUGUGCUUCUGGCUGUGAGACUCCUGUGUGCUCUCGCUCAGCACCACCUGUUGGUUGCUCAACUCUGUUCUCAUUCAGACAGCUGCCUUCUCCUUGCACUCUACAUGUACAUAACAUCAAGACCAGAUAAAUCAGCAUCUGAAAUACUUUGGCUCCAGCUGGAGCAGGAGACAGUCAGGCUCCUGACACGCUGCAUGUGGCGCUCCAGACCUGCAGUUUUAUUUCCUGGCACAGACUGUCAGUGCAACCUCGAGGUGGUUAAGGCACUAAUUGUGAUGUUGCACAGGCAAUGGGUGAAGAUUAGAAGAUCUGAGACCAGCUUGUGUGCACAUAAGGAACAAGUUAUUCAGUUUUUACGGGAUGCUGUUUUACUCUUGCACAGCCUGUCUCAGAAAGAUAAAUUGUUCCAUGAACACUGUUUGGAAGUUCUCCAUCAAUACGACCAAGCCAUGCCAGGCAUAAGAGCCAUUCUCAAAAAGACUCAAAAAUUGAGUGCCUCUGAAGAGCUGAUUUUGGAUGAAUUGUAUCCUCCUGAGCCAGAAGACCAAGGAAUAGACUCCAGCUAGUGAAGAGCAAAGAUCUCUGUCCUUCCUCCUCUUAAUCAUUGCCAAUGCAAAUGUGAACUUUGAAUCAUCCUUUUAAGGGAUAAUCUUGGGUUGCACUCAAACACAGCACAACUAAGACACGUUUCUUUGUUGUAAUUAGUGCUAUCUAAAUGUAGCUGAAAGAGGAAUUUUGAUGAGAUUAAUACUGCUGUGCAAACCCACUCAAUGUCUUAUGACUGGUUCUGGUUAUGAAUUCCAUCCUGUAUGAAACCACUGUGAAUGGAAAUGAAAUUUCUCUCUAUUCUCCAUUUUACUCUGACUACAGCUGAAUUUAUGCUGCUGAAUGUGCCAAGGUGUGUGGCAUCACUGCAUUCAUAUGAAAGCCUUUUGAACACA